UGGGGGAGCGAAGUGGAUAUAGAUGCAAGAAGCGACUGGUGGGCAAGCCUCAUAGGUAUUUGUCAUGCCGCAUGCGACAUGUUGGGCGGGCAAAAUCCCGCCCUCGUCAAUCAUCAUGCUCAUGAUCGUCCACCCCCCUCAUACUCUCACACAAUCUACAAACUGAAACAACCUCCUCAUCAGCAUUGCCUUCUCUAUCAAAACUACGAGCUAAACAAACUGUCAUCACAAUGGCCGCCUCACCUCUUCCCCCUCAUCUAGUCAUCGCACACGUCAGCACGACCACUCCAUCGGCCCGGAGUCGCUUUCUUGAGAUCUUCCCUCCCUUGGCCACCCACUGCAAGGAGAGUGAGCCCGAUACCCUGAGCUAUUACUUCUUCAACAGCACGUCAGAGGACGACCACAGUCUCUACGGCUUCGAGGCCUACCCCACCAAGGCGGCGCUGUUCGACGUCCACGCGACGUCAGACGUGUACAAGAACCUGGGCGCCAUCGUGCAGCAGGAAAACCUCUGCGCCAUCGACGUGGACCUGUUCAAGCCCGUCGGCGGCUUCAUCCUGCGCGGCGGCCAAGUCGAGCGGCCGGUCGGCGUGGUCCUCAUCAACAAGUUCCCGUCCGGCUCCUCCCCCGUUUCGGGCGACCGGCUCAAGGAGUAUGCGCGGUACGUGGAGGGGCAGGAGAAGGAGGGCUGCCCCACGUUCGUCGUGAUGGAACACGAAAAGACGGGGGAUGUCUGGACGUUUGAGAGGUAUACGACGCGCGAGUUUUACGAGCAGACGCACCGUGGGUCCAAGGCGUUUGCGGAUCUGUUUGGGGAGGUGCAGGCUGGGUCGACGGCCAAGUUGGGCUUGUAG
This is a messenger RNA of Sodiomyces alkalinus F11, 854 nucleotides long. RefSeq lists its product as hypothetical. The coding region runs from base 231 to 854 and encodes 207 amino acids. The transcript has 4 exons. NCBI's taxonomy places the organism in Eukaryota, Fungi, Ascomycota, Sordariomycetes, Glomerellales, Plectosphaerellaceae. The record is from RefSeq and is a predicted model, not a curated record.